Messenger RNA from Suillus subalutaceus, 2123 nucleotides. RefSeq names its product cytochrome P450. Bases 240 to 1862 code for a protein of 540 amino acids. Lineage: Eukaryota; Fungi; Basidiomycota; Agaricomycetes; Boletales; Suillaceae. The transcript has 16 exons. The record is from RefSeq and is a predicted model, not a curated record. Gene Ontology annotation, molecular function: monooxygenase activity; heme binding; iron ion binding.
AUCCUGUUGGACCCAUUGGUAUUAUUCCUUGUCAAGUGGUCUCGUCAUCACUAAAAGCAAUCUUGUAGGCAUAGCGCAUGCUACUUCAAGUGACGAUAUAUUCAAUGGCUACUUCAUUCCAAAAGGAGCAACCGUCAUAUCCAACAUAUGGGCCAUUUCACAUGAUGAAAAGCGAUACCACGAGGCAUCUAGUUUUAUACCGGAGAGGUUCCUGGACGUCAAUAAUGCGCUGACGGACGAUGACCCUGCUAGAUAUGUUUUCGGCUUUGGCCGGCGUGCAUGUCCAGGCCGAUAUGCCGCUGAUGCCUCUUUGUGGUCCGCUAUUGUUACUAUGUUGGCCACGACAGAAUAAACCUUGCCUUCCUCCUGGCCCAGCGCCGCUCCCACUGUUAGGGAACGUCUUAUCUAUCGACACCAAGGAGCCUUGGUUGACUUAUACAGAAUGGGGUGCUGCUUAUGGUACGUGGGCAGAUAGUAUGGCCAGGAAGGUCGUGGUGAUCAAUUCUCAGCACGUUGCAGAAGCCUUAAUGGACAAGCGUUCUCGCAUUUACUCCGAUCGACCAUACUUAGCCACAGUCGAGCCAUUUGGUUGGUCGGUCAACUUUGCAUUCACAAGAUAUGGUGACGAAUGGCGUCUUUGCCGACGACUCUUCCACCAGACUUUCCGUCCCGACUCUGCACUCAAAUUCCGUCCAAUGCAGCUCAACCGGGCUCGUGAAUUGAUCGUCAACCUAAUUGAUGACCCUCGGCAUUAUCAUUCUCACUUCGCAACGUUCUCGUCAUCAGUUGCGAUGUCAGUGGCGUACGGCUACCAAACUCGUCCUCGUGAUGACCCACUGGUUCAAAUCGUAGAAAAUGCAUCGGCUAUUGGCUUUGAGCUGCUGACCCCAGAGAAAGCAAUGUUACUUAAACUCUUCCCUUUCUUACUGAGGUUACCUGACUGGUGCUGGGGAUCCGCGCUCAAACGCGAUGCUGAGGUUUCGACCCAUCGCAUGACUGAAGUGACGAACCGGCCGUUCCAAUAUGCGCAGGAACAUAUGGCCGACAACUUGUCCCUCAGCCAGAUUUCUAUGGUAUCAGACAAUGUGCAACGGAUGGAGAAGCUAGAUCAGGCAUCAAAACCCAUUCUCGAGACUGCCUUAAAGAAAGCAGCUGUUACUGCUGUACUGGGUUCAUAUGAGACGACCACCUCGACCUUGAUGACUUUUGCUCUCGCCAUGGUAUUGUAUCCAGAUGUUCAGAGACGCGCACAUGCGGAGAUCCAAGCAGUGGUUGGAGGAGCUCGAUUGCCCACGUUUGAAGACAGAGCCUCGCUACCCUACGUCGAAUCGGUCCUACGGGAAACUUUGCGAUGGCAUCCUGUUGGACCCAUUGGCAUAGCACAUGGUACUUCAAGUGAUGAUAUAUUCAAUGGCUACUUCAUUCCCAAAGGAGCAAUCGUUAUAUCCAACAUAUGGUUAAAUAAUAGAUCCUCUCUGGCUUUCAAAAUACUGAAGUUAUUGUGCAGGGCCAUUUCACAGGAUGAGAAGCGGUAUCCCGAAGCAUCUAGCUUUAUACCGGAGAGGUUCCUGGACGUCAAUAAUGCGCUGACGGACGAUGACCCUGCUAGAUAUGUUUUCGGCUUUGGCCGGCGUGCAUGUCCAGGCCGAUAUGCCGCUGAUGCCUCUUUGUGGUCCGCUAUUGUUACUAUGUUGGCCACGGUGGAGUUUUGUUCUGCCAAAGAUGACCAGGGCAAAGUGAUCGAAUUUACCCCCCGAUUCACGACGGGACUCACUCACUCCCCUAUGGUCUUCCCUUGCAAUAUUUUAGCACGCUCUCGUGCCCAUUCAGAAUUUGUGGAUGCUUUCCGAACAGGAAUAUGACACGUUUUCUGGUGAAUGAAUGUAUACAUAUAUAUAUCUUCCUUCUUUCUUGGGCCCACACUACCUGGAUCCAUCGCAACAUGUCCCCCACGGUUCUCGCUGUUAUUGUCACUGAUGAUCACACUCAAAUUGUUCUCGCAUUCUCGCUGUUGCUAUGUCGUUUAUCAUUAUUGCACUCGUAUUAGUAUUCCUGCAGUCCAUACUGUGUCUGUAGUCCAUACUAUGUCUGCAAUGCAUAUUUUCUCAGAGAUUCUGAUAGAU